Molecule: messenger RNA, 1818 nt
Organism: Meloidogyne enterolobii
Lineage: Eukaryota; Metazoa; Nematoda; Chromadorea; Rhabditida; Meloidogynidae
Source: the annotation of a GenBank genome assembly
AAAAAUGAAGGCUAGCCAACGAUUAUGUACUGCAUUUAUUCAACAAUAUACUGGUGCUAGCAGUUCGAUAGAAAGACCGUUAGCUUAUUAUAGCCAAUUUCGCCCAGCUUCCCUUACAAUGAAGCAAUAUUUGGAUUUCGGCCGUAAUGGGACUGACCAAUCCUCUUAUCUCUUCCUCAAGACUGAACUGCUUGUAAGGAUGGCUAACAUCAUGCAAGAGCUUAACUUAUUACCUUCUAAGCUUUUACAAACACAAAGUGGCCAACAUGUUUCCAAUUUGUAUAAACAAAGCUUCUGCGAACUUCUCCAAUUUGAAGGGAUCAACCCCAGCACCUCUGUCCUCCAAAAAUUUAAAAGCCAACUACGCUCAAUUCUCAGACGACACAAUACCGUCGUUGAAACAAUGGCUGAAGCUUUAAUUGAAUUAAAACAAAGCAGAGGUAUGGACUUCUCCUGUGAGCAGAAUAUACAAUAUUUCCUCGACCGUUUCUACCUCAAUCGAAUAUCCAUUCGAAUGCUUCAAAACCAACACUUGGCCAUUUUUGGUGAAGGCCAAAGACCUGUUGAUCCGGCUGGACAUGUUGGACAUAUAGACCCUAAUUGCUGUGUUAGAGACAUUCUAAUAGACGCCUAUGAGAACGCCCUUAUUCUUUCUGAACAACACUUUUGUGCUGCCCCUUCAUUAAGCUUGGAAUGCUUCAACUCUAAAAAUCCAGGACAAGAAAUACGAGUUCCUUUAGUGCCCUUACAUCUUUAUUAUAUUGUUUUUGAAUUACUUAAGAAUUCAAUGCGUGCGACAAUAGAACACUUUUACCGGACAAAUAAAGGAAAUAAAAUUAUCAAUGACGAAUUGCCUGCUAUAAGAGCACAGUUGGUUUUGGGCCCAGAAAAUUUGUCUAUUAAGGUAUUUAUGGAGGCGUAUCCCAAUAAAAAUUCAAAUAAAUAUUUUUAUCAGAUAAGUGAUAGAGGUGGUGGUGUUCCAGCAGAAAAGCUCGAUCAUCUAUUUCGUUACUCAUACAGUACAGCACCUAAACCUACAUCUCAGAAAGAUGUUACUCCCUUUGCUGGUUAUGGCUAUGGAUUGCCUAUUUCCCGGCUUUAUGCUCGUUAUUUCCUCGGUGAUCUUUCAUUAAUUUCUAUGGACGGGUAUGGAACUGAUGCAUUGAUCUCUUUAAAGGCAAUACCCUCAGAAGCUUGUGAAUUACUCCCUGUAUUUGGCGCUUCUUCUCGCCGUUUAAUCACUAUGGGGAAUCAAGCACCCGAUUAUUGUUUCCAGACAUUUGGGGGAAAUAAUAAUAAAACAGCAGAAGGAGAAAGGAAAUGGGGAGAAUUGUUAAUUUCAAAAAAAGAGGAAAACAAUAAAGGAAUUAUUGAAAAUUUGAGGGAAAAUAAUACUAGAAGAGCAUUAAUUCAAUAACAAAAAAUUAAUUGUAAAGAAUUGUGUAAAUAUUUAUUUUUAAUUUUUGUUCAUAAAUAAACAAAGUAAUGUUAUACCUUAUAUUUUAGUAACAGAAUUAUAAAUCAGAAUUUAAUAUAUCAGAAUAAAAAUCAGAAUCCCUGGAAAAAAAUUGUUCAGAACAUGAAAACCAGAAUUAUAAAACCAGAAGAAAAUCAGAACACCAAAAAAAAAUCAGAACUGCAUCAGAAUCCUUUCAAAUCUCUUUUUUCUCUUCAUAUAGUAAUCAUAAAGUAAUGAGCAUUUGGAUACAACACAUUGUUUAAUAGCCAAGUAGUUGGUGUGUAUUUGUAAAAUUGGUCGAGAAUCCUCUGAUAUUUUAUAGAAAAUUUUAAUUAGAGUAUAAUAUUUAUUAAAAUGUC